UGAAACCUUUAUCUGAUUAAUGAUGUGGAAGAUAUUUUCGGUUUUCCAGGUGCAAGCUAAGAUGUUGGGAAAGAUUUUGUGUUUCUGCAUGGUUGUACAGGGACAAAAAGCAAAUGAGUCGGCAGAAAGGAGAGAUUUCCGAGGAGCCAGGAGCUACACCUAUCCUCCACAGACAAUGUCAGAAAGGCAAGGUGGACCCAUUCCUGACUAUGCACCAUACCCCUCAGCUAGUGGAAACGGAGCACAAGCCUAUAAUCCGUAUGCGUUGAGCCAACCAUGGAAUCCUUACUCAUUCCAGGCGAUGAAGCCUGCAGAACAUCCAUCAGAACCUAAUCCUGAUAGUCAGUAUUCAUCCCCACAUUCAAGUAAAGGAAACUCUCAAGCCCAUCACACUGCAUGGUCUCCAGCUCCCCCUGCUAGUCAGGCUCAAUGGCCUUCAGGAUCGCAGAUGUCUGCGCCGUGGUCGAGCCCUACUCAUCCUCCAGCACAUAGUGGAUACAACCCGUGGGCAUCUGCUCCACAAGGAGCUUCUUCUCAUUCAUACCCGCCACCAUCUGCCACUUUCCCUCAUGUUUCUUCUUAUCCCCCUCCUUCUCAGACCUUUUCACCUCCUUCUCCAAAAUAUCCUCCUAAGAAUCCAUCAAAGAUUCCAGAAUCCUGUCUGUACUGUCCUGCAUCUGCCUCCUUUAAAGGAUAUGAACAGAUUUAUAAUGUCAGAGAUGUGAAUGCUGCAAAUAUAGAUGUAGUUGCUGGGAUUGGCGGAUCAUUUUUAGCUGGGACUGCUUUGGAUGAAGAUUCGGAAAUAGGCUCUGGUUGGUGGAUGGAUACUCAGGAUAGAUCAUUUGCUCUAGGUGGACUUAAAAGUUGUCUGCAGCACUUAACCUUCGCCAACCUUCUGGAAACUUUGAAUCCUAAUUUGCGAGGAGUUAAUUUUGAUGAAAGAAAUGCCGGUUAUCUGUUUGCAUUUGGACCUUUUGCUGACACUUCUAACGAAGCACCUCUCACUUUAGAUCCAAACGACCCUGAGAGAACCCUAGUAUCCGAGGCAGAUCAGGUUGUGGAUAUGAUGGAAAUGGACUCGCAAAUUUCUCCAGAACAUUGGAAGCUUGUGUUUGUCAUGCCUAAGGAAUACUAUAUAUGCAGGGCUUGUGCACUUUCGGAAGCUGACAUUGAAAUCGAUCUUGAAGCAUUUGAAACUGAUUUCAAGAAAUCUAUAGAUCGUCUGUUAUCUCUGGAAAAUGUGAUUGUCGUCGUUAUUCAAUUUCCAGAUUUGGGCAAGAUAUCGUCAGCAACUGGGUUUAGAGAAUGUGACAUGGUAGAUUUAGGGUUUGCUUGUCCUUGUGUUAGAGAGACAGACUUCCCAGAGAAUGUUCAGAUGUAUGCGGAAAAGGUGGAGCAGGCUGUCAACAGUUACAGAACUAAGCUACUGCAUAGACAGGAUGCAUCUAUAAUCUUGGUAGAUCCAUGGAAGGAUGCAAUUAAUAUGUUUGCUGAUACAGAUCUACUGGCACCGAAUUGUUUCAACUGGGGUGAAGACUUGACUGCAACAGCUGCUGCCUUGCUCUGGAAUUCUGUAUGGAGAUCUUACAAUGCUUACAAUAGACAAGUUGAUGUCGGAAAUCUGGAUGGUGCUAAUAUAAUUAGUGGAAAGAACUCUGAAAAUCUACGCUUGGUCUGUCCUAACGGACCUUUGCUUAAUAAUCAUCGUAAUUAGUGAAAUUUGUUUUAUUUAGCGAUAUUUUAUGUAUAUUUUAUAGUGGAAUUUUAGCUGAUGUCUUUUAGAUGAAUUGUUAAUAAAUAGAUCUCUUUAA
Molecule: messenger RNA, 1811 nt
Organism: Eurytemora carolleeae
Lineage: Eukaryota; Metazoa; Arthropoda; Copepoda; Calanoida; Temoridae
Product: phospholipase B1, membrane-associated
Exons: 17
Coding region: 20-1714 (564 amino acids)
Biological process (GO): phospholipid metabolic process
Molecular function (GO): glycerophospholipase activity
Source: RefSeq, a predicted model, not a curated record